CGCACAAAGCAGACAGCUGAUAACUCAUCUAUUAUGCUACUUGGCUAAAUAAAAAAAGGUUUGAGAAAGCUAUCCGGAGCCCAUCGCUGAACGCACAGGAGGACCCAAAAACAAAGUUGUGCGAUGGGAGUUUGCCUCCUCAGGGGAAACAUCAAGCUGAGUCAUCAUCACCAACUACCCCUGAACUGAACACACACCAACACACAACUGUGUGCCCUCUCACACACACACACACCUAUACAUACACACCCUCGGGCUGCAGAGGGAGUUGAUUUUUCAUCUUCAGGUCUGACACUGCCAGCCCACGGUGCAUUGCUGUGUCACCGUCGUCCACCAUGUCGGACGCCCCAGAGGCUGCACCUCCCAGCCCUCCCCUCACCAACCCACCCCCACCUGAGGUCACUAAUCCCACCAAACCUGGCAGAAAAACAAACCAGCUGCAGUACAUGCAGAACGUGGUGGUGAAGACUUUGUGGAAACAUCAGUUUGCCUGGCCUUUCUACCAACCUGUAGAUGCCAUCAAGCUCUGCCUGGCGGACUACCACAAGGUGAUCAAAAACCCAAUGGACAUGGGAACCAUAAAGAAACGUUUGGAGAACAAUUAUUACUGGAGUGCCAGUGAGGCCAUGCAGGACUUUAACACCAUGUUCACCAACUGUUACAUCUACAACAAGCCAACAGACGACAUUGUGCUCAUGGCUCAGGCCCUCGAGAAAAUCUUCCUGCAGAAAGUUGCUCAGAUGCCACAGGAAGAGGUCGCUUUGCUGCCACCAGCUCCCAAAGGAAAGAACAAGAGCAAGCAGCCUGCCACCGCCACCACAGUGAGUCAGCAGGUGGAAUCUUCAGCCUCCACUCCCCCAUCCUACCCCUCCCCCUCCCCAUCUCAGACACCUGUCAUCUCCACCACGCCCACACCUGUCCAGGCCACACCACCCGUAUCUGCUCCACAGCCCCCAGCAGCUAUGAUGCCAUCUGCACAGCCUGUCCUUAAGAAGAAAGGUGUGAAAAGAAAAGCAGAUACCACCACUCCCACCACUUCGGCCAUCUCUGCCAGUCGUGCCGACUCUCCGUCCGCACAGGACACCAAACCAGCCAAAUUGGGUUCAUCCCGCCGUGAGGCAGCUGCCCGCCCUGCUAAGACCCGCCGUGAGACGGGUGAGGAGGUGGCAGUGGGCGAGGUGGUAGGUGGAGGAGCAGGAGCUGGGGGGAGGAAGGCUGGUAAGCUGGGCGAGCAAAUGAAACACUGCGACGCUAUCCUCAAGGAGAUGCUCUCAAAGAAACAUGCUGCCUAUGCCUGGCCCUUCUACAAGCCUGUGGAUGCUGAGGCGCUGGAGCUGCAUGACUACCAUGACAUCAUCAAACAUCCCAUGGACCUCAGCACCGUCCGGAAAAAGAUGGACAAAGGAGAGUACAAUGAUCCUCAGAGUUUUGCAACUGAUGUCAGGUUAAUGUUCUCCAACUGUUACAAGUAUAAUCCUCCAGACCAUGAGGUUGUGGCCAUGGCCCGCAAGCUGCAGGAUGUGUUUGAGAUGCGUUUUGCUAAGAUCCCAGAUGAGGGACUAGAGGCGUCGGUACCAUCUACAACACCAGUGGUCAGUAAAAGCACUGCGUCCUCUGACAGCAGCAACAACUCCUCCUCAGAUGAAUCGUCUGACUCAGAGGAGGAGCGGGCCACGCGAUUGGCUGAGCUACAGGAGCAGGUUGGUGCUGCUGAGCAAUCACAGUUGAAGGCGGUGCACGAGCAGUUGGCCGUCUUGUCCCAGGCUCCGGUCAGCAAGCCAAAGAAGAAGAAAGAGAAGAAAGACAAGGAGAAGAAGAAAGAGAAAGACAAAGAUAAAGGGAACAAGGGCAAGAUAGAGGAAGAGAAGAAGCCGAAGGCUGCUGCCCAACAGCCCAAACCAGCCAACCAGAAGAAAGCACCAGCCAGGAAAGCCAACAGCACAGUGACUGCAACCAGGCAACCCAAGAAAGGCAGUAAGACGUCGGGUGGUGGCUCAGCCAAUGGAGACGAUGGCGAAGAAUCAUCCCUGCCAAUGACGUACGACGAGAAGCGCCAGCUCAGCCUGGAUAUUAAUCGGCUGCCGGGGGAGAAGCUGGGUCGUGUUGUCCACAUCAUCCAGUCCAGAGAGCCGUCGCUGAGGGACUCCAACCCUGACGAGAUAGAGAUCGACUUCGAAACCCUCAAACCCUCCACACUCCGAGAGCUGGAGCGCUACGUCAAGUCCUGUCUGCAGAAGAAGCAGAGGAAGCUACUGCAGAAGGCAGCAGGAGGUGGAGCCUCGGGAGGCGGGGGUAGUCGUUUGAGCGGCAGCUCUUCUUCCUCCUCUGAUGACAGCUCCUCAACAGGAACCUCCUCUUCCUCUGACACAGACUGAACACGCUCAGACACACAACACACACACACACACACAUGUUACUGAACACAGAGUUUACACACACUUAAACACAUUCACAGGAACUCUGUCUAAACAGUAAACACACACAAAUACAGAUUAGUCCAUGUAAACUUCAUCCUGAACACACACACACACACACACACACACGUACAAUAGACGAAGAUAUGUUGAACUUCUUGUAACACACACACACACAUACAUACAUACAUACAUAUAUAUAUAAAUAUAUAUAUAAACCACAUACGCGCCCAGACUUGGAGACUGUAUGUAAAUAGGCAGACCUGUUUUUUUUAGCUCCUAGUGUUGUGUUUUGUUUUUUCCUUUUUUCUUCCUGGAUGAAUAUGCAGAGAGACCGAAGAGAAGAAGAAGAAAGCAACAACUCCUCAGUUGGAGAAGAAGAGGGAGGGAGAUGAGCCAGACAGACAAGACGGGAUGUCUGUCUGUCCAGGAGUUGUACUGAUCUUCUCUGAACACUCUCACUGCUAAGAGAAAUAAACCGUCAUGGCUUUCUUCUUCUUCGUCUUCUUGGACGGCCGGCGGUGACCCCUGACCAUAGAAAACAUUCCAGAAGCAUCUGUACAGCAUUGUGGAGGGAGGAGGAGGAGGAGGAGGAGACGUCUCAGUGGGUUUUCCCUCCCAAUCAUUUUUAUUUCAAAUAUUGAUCAGUUGGAAGUGGAGCAGUCGAUGAUUGGAAAUGUUACCUCUUGGAUUUUGUUUAUAGAGUUGAAGUAGCUGUGAGUUCAGGGCAUCGUGGGAAAGCUGGAUACAGAGGAUGUUGAGGUCUGAGCAGCGUCUUCAUGGUCCUCGUUGCAUUCAUAGUCAUUUGUCAUUUGUGUUGACCAGCAGCUGGUGAAUUAAAACAAAUGUGUUAUCUGUGCUCAAAAAGCAGGAGGCAUUUUGUUUGUAGUCAUCCAGCUUCGACUGAACAAAUCCUCACAUCUAUGAACAUGUGAAACUUGCUGCAGACGAUAACAGGUCACCAGUAAUGUUACCUGUGACCCCAUUACGAACAGAUGUAUGUUUUUAUUAUUGCUUAAUCUGGUGAUCAUUUUUCUCAAAUGUUUAGUUCAUAAAGAAUAUCAGAAAAUGAUGAAGAAUGUGAUGGAUGUUUCCCAAACCUCAAACAGUUCUCAUCAAAUGUCUUGUUUUGUCAUUUGUUUUGACAUUUACUGUCACAGAGAAGAGAAAAGAUAACUUAUCCACGUUUUAGAUUGAUUUUAUCUAAAAAUAACAGAACACUUGAGAGCAAUCGAGUGUUAACUCUGUUUUUACUGAUGACGAUUUGCACAACUCGAAAUGAUGUCACACCUGUGGAGGUCACAUUCCACUCUAGUCGGUCCGAGUGGACGGUUUCAUAGAUCAGAGGGUCACAGUGUACACGGUGUAGUGGCUGCAGUUGUUUUUCUUUUCUUUUUUCCCCCCACGAUCUGUUUUUUAAAUGUGAUGGAGCAUUACCACAUGACACCAUUAUCACGUUUCAACUUGACAAAGUAUAUGAAUGUUUUUGUAAUUUGCAUAGAUCAUAAAACAAUCAAAAAUAGUGUGACCAAUGUUUAGUCUGCAACAGGUUUUACAUGUGUUUGAAUUCAUCUCUGCCCCUUUGAUGGUGGUUUUAAAAAGAAACCCUCUGAGACCAAACUCUGCCCUCUGCUGGUCAUGAACCCACAACCCAUUGUCUGCCCUGGGGUUAAUACUGAGGAGGAGGAGGAGGUCACUGGACCCAGGCCCCCUCCUCAUCCAGUGCCGGCUCUGUCAACUGAGAGUGACACAGACUAUUUCUUUUUCCUUUUUAACACUACAUUUUCUUUAUUUCUUUCCUUUUUUUCCUGGGUUGUGCGCUGAACUUGUUUGUGUCUUAUAAGGUUCUCUAUAUAAAAAAUGUCUUUGUACCGCUGUUAAGUUCCAACCCCCGCCAAAAAUAACAACUCCCACCUCACAGAUACACAAGACUCGGACUCACAACUGUCCUUAAAGUAAGGAAUAGUAAUUUAUCAAUUAUUUUUUAUGAUUUUUAGUGUAUAAAAUGUCCAAAAGAAAGACAAAGCCUCAUUGAGAGCAAGAGAGAUCAAAUAUUAUCUUCUCUGUUCAGGAUAGUUUUUAUUUUCCUAUGAAGAGAAAAGAAACAUUUUGAAGCUCAGCCUGGUGACUGAAUGAAAGAAAUCGGCAAAAUAUGUUUUAGAUCCUGUUUUAGUAAAGAUUGGUGUCUUGUGCAGAUGAGGCUGUUUCUCUACAUCUGUCGUGUCGUGUUGAACCGCGUCACCGUCAGUUCACCACAAUGUUGAGCCUUUUUUUUAAUGGAUUUUAAUUUACACAAGCCGAGACCGAUUUUUAUUUCAUCUGUCAUCGAUGAUGAUGUCAUGACUCUAGCCUUAUUGCUUUAACAGAGUUGAGUAGUCUGCAAAUGUCUUCUGAUAAAACUUCCUUAUGAUUGGAACACAGGUGUCAUUUAUGCUGUUGAGUGUCUGGUUGAUUCACAGCAGCUUUUCUGUGGUCAGGACAGUUCUCUUGUGGUCACACCUGAGUCACAGGUCAUCUGUGACCUCAGAAGGACUGUCAGGUGUGUGACACUCCACUCUGCUCUGUGGGAGUGUUCAUCACCGUGUUUGUGCUCAUUUAAUCAGAUCAAACUGAUUUAUUGUGUGGCGUCUGCUCUCUCUUCCAUAUCACCUGUCACCUGAGCCUCAGCUCUGAUGGGGGCCGAUUGGCGUGAGGUGACAGGCUGAAAACCAGUGACUCAUUCUGUUCACCUGUGUUUCCAUUCAACACAUUAUUUUCUCAUCAAUACAUUUAAAACUGACCACAUGGUUUCUCUUGGCUCUCACCUGACGGUCCAGCUGAGCACUGGAAACACGUUUUGUUCAGUUUUUAGUCAAAGUGAAGAGAAACGUGGUGAGGAGGGGAGGGGUCAGGUGAUUUUACCUUUUGAAACACCUGCACUGGGAGUCAAGGUCUCGAGUCACAUGGUUUGAUAAUUGUUUGACCUGUUGGUAUAUUCAUGUGUGAUAAAUAGCUGAUUCAGGUUUUCUACCCUUUUCCAACCAGUGUGACUGUAACAAAAUAUCAACACUUAACACUGUACAGAUAUGAAGCCAAAAUAUCCCGGAUCCAGAUGCUGCCAUGUGUCCUUGGUCUCAGCUGUCAGUUUGUUUUUAAACCAUCAAUCACUGAUUAGAAUAAAAUUGAUCAAAAACAUAAACAUAGGAUGGCAGAAACUGUCGGUGGAAACGUUGUGUUCUACAGCCAGCCACCAGGGGGCUGUCCAGAUGUUUCACCCUCACUAUUGUGUUUUCCAUCUUUAUUUACAGUCACUGCUCUCAUUUCAAGCUCAAUCAGUUUUUCAUAUUUCCUGUGUGUGGAGCUGCUCAGCUGUCAUGACGAUGGUUUAGUUUAUCAUGUGAUAUAAGUGUGAAGAGUUGAAACUAACCUGUUUGAAGAAACAAAAACAAAUUGUUUUUUUUUUACUUUGGACAUUUUACAAUCAGUAAUUAUUGACAUACACGCAUACAUUGUCCUGGUAUGACAGACAGACAGGUGGACAGUUUGUUGCCACAGUAACCCUCCUCUGUUUAAGUUGAUGGUCGAGCUUUGAUGAUGCUAAUAGUUAAUUUUUGUACUUUAUUAAGAAAAAGGAAAAAAAGUGAUUUCAUGUAUUUGCAUGCACUCCGGCCGUACGUUCUUUCUUCCAUAUGUUUGAGCACUGUAUAGUAGUUGUAUAGUAGCUGUCCAGGGUUUAGAUCAAACUCCGCUCAAUAGACAUGCCGAGAAAGAGAGGGGACAAACCGACAAAAACCAACAAGUGAAUCAUUUGAUGUAAUUAAUGAUAUGGGAUCCUUAUUUUCUGAGUUCCUUUGUUUUCAUAAAUAAACACAUAAACUGACAA
Messenger RNA from Solea senegalensis (Senegalese sole), 6276 nucleotides. RefSeq names its product bromodomain-containing protein 3-like. The coding region runs from base 336 to 2375 and encodes 679 amino acids. Lineage: Eukaryota; Metazoa; Chordata; Actinopteri; Pleuronectiformes; Soleidae. The record is from RefSeq and is a predicted model, not a curated record. Gene Ontology annotation, biological process: chromatin remodeling; regulation of DNA-templated transcription. Gene Ontology annotation, cellular component: chromatin; nucleus. The transcript has 12 exons.